Molecule: messenger RNA, 962 nt
Organism: Ruditapes philippinarum (Manila clam)
Lineage: Eukaryota; Metazoa; Mollusca; Bivalvia; Venerida; Veneridae
Exons: 4
Coding region: 395-862 (155 amino acids)
Source: RefSeq, a predicted model, not a curated record
UUUUAAAUUGUCAUGUUACAUACUUUCCAUCAAUUUAAAAGGAACUAAGGCAGGGAUGUAACUUGUCAUUUUACAGCUAUAGCAACAAAGGCUCAGUUUUAUCAAAGUGUAACCUACAUUGUACAUUCAAAGUCUUUAUUAAAGCGGGUGUACAGUUAGAUCCAAACUACCAUGCUAUAUUAUCUUUGAAGAAGAAGCUAACUGUAAUUAAUGUAAGGUAUCUUAGAUUAAAAUGUUCUAAAGAACCCUACAAUCAUGUUAGUUUUUACAUAGAGUACGUAGACAGUAUGUUUAAUGUAGAUAACGUGAUUGUGUUCUAAAUACUCAUUUGACAUUUGUGCUUCAACUCCGCUGCCUUAUCUUUCUUGUCAUUCAUUUCGACGCAUUAAGGAAAAUGCUGGCAUCAAUAAAUAUAAACAUUUUCAUUAUUGUGCUACCGUGUUGCGUGUCGGGAUUUCUCAAUCCGGGAUGUAUAGCUGAUGAAGUUCAAGGUCAGAUGAACUACUCGGUGAAGAACAUACUCGUGGAACCAUUCUUUCAUCACCGGAUACAAAUGAACAUCACUGGCUGUAAUACAACCAGACUAAUCACGUAUAUGGAACAUGCCUGUGACACACGCAAGGACCUUUUUAAUAAUUUUUCGCAGACAUAUUUCCCUGGAGUUGGAUACUACGUCAGUGCACAUAAUGGAGUGUCGGAAAUAGCCGGUGAGAGAUACUGGGAGCUAAUUGAACAUUCUACUGGUAAACAGUAUGAAGUGGGUUCAAAUUUAUAUAUUCCACAAGACGGUGAUCAUGUUGCUUGGAAUUUGACCGAGCUAGAUUUAUCAAAAUACAUAACUACAGAAAAACCCGAUGCAUAAUUAUUUAAUCUGUGCGGAGGGUGAAGGAAAGACAGAGUGUGGGGUUAAUGAUCUGAUUUAAUUAGUACUAUAAGUUGAAGAAAAAAAUGUAUUGAAUUAA